AUGCCCGUUUUAAAGUUCACAAAAAUAUUCAUAAGGAUGAUCCUGAAGGAUCUCUCUCUUGACUGGACUCUUUGUGCUAGUUUUGAUCUCGAAAAAGUACUUAACACAUCCUAUGCACAAUAUAUGCUUUUGUACUACAGUAGAAAACUAGCUGUGUACAAUUUGUGUGUUUAUGAAAAUGGAACUCGUAAAGUUUUCUGUUACUACUGGGAUGAGAGCAAUGGUAAGCGUGGCGCUAACGAGAUUGCAUCUAUAUUACACAAAUAUAUUCAAUUGGUAGAUGCCAGAGGAAACGUCACUCGAUUACUUCUGUAUGGUGACUGUUGUCCGGGCCAAAACCGUAACCGUACUGUGUUGGCAAUGUUGCAUUCAUCAUUACAGGAGUGUAAAAAUAUCGACACUAUUCAAAUAAACUUUCUCUUGACUGGACACACUUACAUGCCCGUAGAUACAGUGCAUGCUAUUAUUGAAAACAGAUUAAAGAAUACAACUGUUUACGCACCAUCACAAUGGUUUACAGUUUUUGCAACUGCUAGACAAGAACCAGCGCCUUUCGAGGUAGAAAGACUGAGUUAUGAAGAUUUUUAUAGAUGGGAUAGUAUGAGUGACAAAUAUUAUGAAGGCAACUUAACUGGAAAAAUAAGCAAGAUCCGAAUUAUGACUUUCAGAAAAGACAAGCAAAGCGUUAAAUAUAAAACAUCUAUGAAUCCUACUGCGGCUUCCUUUGAUAUUGAAGUUCAGUCUAAAACCAAGGUAUCUCUUUUACCUUGUUAUCGAUCGCAACUUCCCAUAUCAAAAGCUAAAUAUGACGAUUUAGUCAAACUUUGCGUGGACAAAGUUAUUCCUAAUUGCUUUAAACAUGAAUUUGUGAACAUUCCACGCGCAACAAAUGUUAAAGAUUGUCUACCGGAUUCAGACAUUGAAGAAUGUGAUAUUAAUAUUUAG
Parnassius apollo (apollo) is the source of this 945-nucleotide messenger RNA. The record is from the annotation of a GenBank genome assembly. Lineage: Eukaryota; Metazoa; Arthropoda; Insecta; Lepidoptera; Papilionidae.